This is a messenger RNA of Clunio marinus, 246 nucleotides long. NCBI's taxonomy places the organism in Eukaryota, Metazoa, Arthropoda, Insecta, Diptera, Chironomidae. The record is from the annotation of a GenBank genome assembly.
AUGGAAAAAGGAAGAAACUGUUGUAAACUCAAUUUCAAGAUAUUUAACAAACACAAAGCUUUCAAAAGAACUGAUAAGCACACAAUAGGAAGUUCCGAUUGUCAAAUGAACAGCACAAUGACAUGGAAGGAAAAAAGAGGUUCAAAUAUAAGGGGAUUUGUUAUAGAAAACAACCUCAAGGGAGAAAACAUAGAAGAUGAAAACGAUGGAAAUCAACUGCCUAGAAUGGGACAGAACAUAAAAUAA